Molecule: messenger RNA, 1443 nt
Organism: Acanthosepion pharaonis
Lineage: Eukaryota; Metazoa; Mollusca; Cephalopoda; Sepiida; Sepiidae
Source: the annotation of a GenBank genome assembly
AUGUCAUCGAUCGACGCGGGAAAACAGAUCGAUGCCAGUGAAAGCAAUCGAAAUAUGAGUGAAUCGACCUUUCUUUCUUUCUUUCUUUCUUUCUUUCUUUCUUUUCAUUUUCACUUCCUUAACGUGAAAUUUCCUUUUUUACUUUUAGACCUUUCUUUCUUUCUUUCUUUCUUUCUUUCUUUCUUUCUUUCUUUUCAUUUUCACUUCCUUAACGUGAAAUUUCCUUUUUUACUUUUAGACCUUUUCUUUCUUUCUUUCUUUCUUUCUUUCUUUUCAUUUUCUUUUUUUCUUUGUUUACUUUUCAUCUUUCUUUUUUCUUUCCUCAACUUUCUUUCUUUCUUUUCUUUUACAUUUUAUAUCUUUCUUUUUCCUUUUUCUUUCUUUCUUUCUUUCUUUCUUUCUUUCUUUCUUUUUUUUUUUCAUUUUCAAUUCCUCAACGUGAAAUUUCCUUUUUUACUUUUAGACCUUUCUUUCUUUCUUUCUUUCUUUCUUUUCUUUCUUUUUUCUUUUUUUCACUUCCUUAACACCUUUCUUUCUUUCUUUCUUUCUUUCUUUUUCUUUUCUUUCUUCUUUUUUCAUUUUUUCACUUUCUUAACACCUUUCUUUCUUUCUUUCUUUCUUUCUUUCUUUCUUUCUUUCUUUCUUUCUUUUCAUUUUCACUUCCUUAACGUGAAAUUUCCUUUUUUUACUUUUAGACCUUUCUUUCUUUCUUUCUUUUUUCUUUUCUUUCUUUCUUUCUUUUCAUUUUUUUCUUUCUUCCUUAACACCUUUCUUUCUUUCUUUUCUUUUCUUUCUUUCUUUCUUUCUUUUUUUCAUUUUCACUUCCUUAACGUGAAAUUUCCUUUUUUUACUUUUAGACCUUUCUUUCUUUCUUUCUUUCUUUCUUUCUUUCUUUCUUUCUUUCUUUUCAUUUUCACUUCCUUAACACCUUUCUUUCUUUCUUUCUUUCUUUCUUUCUUUCUUUCUUUUCAUUUUCACUUCCUCAACGUGAAAUUUCUUUCUUUUACUUUUAGACCUUUCUUUCUUUCUUCCUUUCUUUCUUUCUUUCUUUCUUUCUUUCUUUCUUUCUAUUUUCACUUCCUCAACGUGAAAUUUCUUUCUUUUACUUUUAGACCUUACUUUCUUUCUUUCUUUCUUUCUUUCUUUCUUUCUUUCUUUCUUUCUUUUCAUUUUCACUUCCUCAACGUGAAAUUUCCUUUUUUUUCCAUCGUUUAUCGCUUAUCUGUCUUCUCAUUUUUUUCAUUCAUCCUAAUGCUUUAUUCAUUCUCUCUUAGUUUUCCAUUUUCUUCUUUGCUCUCUCCUACGGUAAGUGUUUAUUAUGAGUUUUUUUUCUUUUUCUUUUUUCUCUCUAGUACCGGUCCUCAUUUUUCUUUCUUUGUUUAUUUUUUCUGUAUUUCUUUCUUUUACUUGUCUGUCUGUCUAUCUAUUUGCGUGUUUCUUUGA